UUGGGUAGUCUGCUCUACUAGUUGUUUUGAUAGAAAUCUUGGUGAGAUGCCAAUGGCUAUUAUAAUGCUGAAAGCGCUCUUUCUCAUCUGAUCUUGGUAUCCUUCGAUGAAGUGAACAGCAAUAAGUCUAAAAGUAGAUGUUAUUCUUUCAUGAGCUAUAUACUUCUCUCAUAUACUAUCUUCAGUCUGCAAAUUUAAUCGGAAUCAACUUCCGUUCGUCUUUUGAUUAUCUGAUGUUGACAUAGAAAAUACAUCUUAGUGAAGCAAGAUGUAUUUUAGUUUCAUGCCGUCUCUUCUUCACAUGUCAUCUGUGAGAGUCGUUUCACGUCUGCUGCUGGACCGUGAUAUAGGAAUAUUGCUGGAUGAAGACAUGUCGAUACCCUCUGGAAUCAACCGUUAUGAACGCAGAAGGCACGAAGUGUGGAAAGCAAUAGAAAAAAAAGCGAGGAGGAAAUUGCGCCCUCUUCAGACUCGUCUUUCGAUAAAAUUGGUGAAAUUCCUCCGCCCAAUGUAUAUGGAAGUGAUUGCAUGGUUAAGAGAUCAUGAAUUCGAAGCCACGCCAAAAAUAUUCAAUUUCUUGUUGAAACACUUCAUUCAGUGGAAAACGGACGGGACGAUAGAUAGAAAGAAAACGGCCAUGAAGAUGAUUCAGAGUAGAAGGUUUCAUUACAGGUAUCGAUUUAUACUGGCCUGUAAUUAUUUGCUGAUAGAUGACAUUUUCGUUCUUUGGAACAGAGUGAAAAGAAGCAAACGAAAGAAGUUGUAUCGAACGGGAACCAACGCAGCAGUGAGGUUCUGGGUGCAUUUGUUGAAAGCAAUGGACGGUGCGUCCAAGGCUGAACUUAUUCAGAAAUAUUUCAGCGCUUCAUCCGAAGAUCGUGCAGGCCCCAGCAAACCUUUGAUUAGCAGGUAUUUCAAACCUAAGCGUAUAAAAGACACGGACUUUCCCUUGAGAUUGAGUUCUUACUUUCCUUUUAUACCACAGGAAUACAGACAGGAGUAUUUUACAAAGAUUAACUAUGCCUUACUAAACAAAACUGACUUCAGCUUGUGUCUGUAUGAAAUGCACGAACAAGAACGCUUGCAAUUGCUUGAGGCGAAACCUGCAUUUGCACUCAAACGCUGUUUGGAAUGGCCAUUUCAGUCCCUGUUUGUAGAAUUGGCACAACAGGUGGUUGACCAUAUGAAACUUAUUGAUUACGAACUCAUGUUGAGACAUAUAAUCGUUUUCUACAUUCUGAGUGAUUUAGAUUAUUAUGAACUUUUCAGUGACUUUUGGGAUGUUAUUCCUGAAAAUUAUAGAAAUAGAAUAAUGGAAGUGGAGAGAAGCUUUUUUCCUUUUAAGGCAGUUUUGAAUUUUGACGGAGUAAAUCCGUCAAAAACAAUUAUCAAAACUCUGAAAAAGUAUUACUAUUCUUAAAACUCUGUGUGUGCAUAUCAUUACUUUAAAUUUUGAAAUUCUAGUGUUUUAGUUUUUGUAUGUCUGAUCGCAAAAGCAUUCGCAUCUGAAAUUAUUGAAAUAAGUUCUACCUAUCGUCAUUAAUGUAUAAUAUUUUUUUAAGUUUUUCAAUAAAUAUGGAAAAACACA
This is a messenger RNA of Argiope bruennichi, 1588 nucleotides long. RefSeq lists its product as uncharacterized. Lineage: Eukaryota; Metazoa; Arthropoda; Arachnida; Araneae; Araneidae. Bases 269 to 1420 code for a protein of 383 amino acids. The record is from RefSeq and is a predicted model, not a curated record. The transcript is spliced from 3 exons.